AUGUCGGCCCAUACCCCCGAUACCGACAACAAUCACACUUCCACACACCAUGACGGAGGAUCACGCGGUGGCCACCAUGGUAGCGAACGUAGAAGACCUAUCAGGGAACUGAGUGAAGGACUUCUUGCCCCGCCCAUAAAGACCAUAGAUAAGCCAGAAGCCACAGGAGCGGACAUUGUACUCAAGGAUCUCACCUAUCUUGGCUCGUACAACUGGACGGACGCAGAGAAACCGACAAUCAUUGUCCCAGGAUCGCCGCCUAUGUGGCGUGAUAGACCGUUGCCAUUCACAAUCGUCCCAGACAAAGGGCUGCAGUUCGUCGACCAAAAUGCGUUUCGGAUGCCCUCCUCUCCACUAUAUCCACUGUUCCGCGCAGUUGAUGUAGUCGCAGAGGAGAACGGAGGGAGCGUUGAUUGGCCGGAGGUCGACUUUGUCACUGACCGAAAUGGACUGCGCAAGCUGCUGAGGUGGAUCACCAACAAAGCGGAGCCGUUCAGGAUUGACAUGCGGCUCGCGGGCAGACGAACGAUCCUGCUCUCGAGGUGGGAGAAGCGCGCGCGCGAUUUCGGUGGAUUGAUCAUCGUUGUGCGCUUUGAGGUAGACGCCUGCAUCUCGGAGAGCACUUCUUCUCACACGGCCACAGCUUCUGAUGUCGACAGUCUAACGCAGACGCUCUCGGGUAUGAGUGUUGGCACCGCCGCUUCGACUACUUCGACCGAGCUCGAUGUCACCAACGCUGGCCAGCAGGUGCCCCACACCUCCAUCAUCGAGGUGGCCACGCGGUCGGCAGGUCGCCCGAACAACUGGCGCGACAAGCAUGCACAGAUGUACUUUUCGCAGACGCCGCACCAUUAUCUGGCCACGCACCGGGAUGGAGAAUUCUACGAAAUUACGAAGCACCAACUCGACAGUGAAGAGAUGAAGCUAUUGCAGGUGAAAGCGCAGGACGGACUCAGUCAGUUGAGAGCGCUGCUGGAGACAAUUCAAGAUCUUCUGGUUGAGCACGGCUCGACGACGAUGUUGAGCCUCGUCUACCAAGACAAGAAAUUGGAGGUAUUCAAGAGAAACGACGAGCAGAGCAUCAUACCUGACGAUGUUCUUGCACGAUUCAAUGCAUAG
This is a messenger RNA of Postia placenta MAD-698-R-SB12, 1119 nucleotides long. RefSeq lists its product as hypothetical. NCBI's taxonomy places the organism in Eukaryota, Fungi, Basidiomycota, Agaricomycetes, Polyporales, Adustoporiaceae. The transcript has 3 exons. The coding region runs from base 1 to 1119 and encodes 372 amino acids. The record is from RefSeq and is a predicted model, not a curated record.